AAGCUGCCCUUGGGAUCAAAAACGGAACCGGGUUCCGGGGCCUCAGAGUUCCCGGCCGGCCAGUCCGGGCGCCGCGGUGACAGCGGGCGGAGCCGGCGCUGAUGCGGCCCCCUCCCCCUUCCUGCGCCGGGAACAGUGCAUUGUGGGAAACUCCCAGUCCUUGCAUCUGCAGCCUCCCGCCGAGGACCCGCGGAGAGCGCCCAGCACCGAGGUGGGAGCGCCAGGAGCAGCAGCGCCCAUAUAAUGCCCAGGGGUGAGCUGUCCUGAGCCGCUGUGGUCCAGCCACCUGCCUGUCCACGCACGCCUACACACAGCCUGCCAGCACUGCCCACCAUGGAGUCCAGAGGGAAGUCGGCCAGCAGCCCCAAGCCCGACACCAAGGCACCCCAGGCCGCUGCUGAAGCCAGAGCCCCCCCAGCUGCAGACGGGAAAGCCCCUUCAGCUAAGCCAGGAAAGAAGGAGGCCCAAGUGGAGAAGCAGGAGCCACCAAAGGCCCCCACCCCGCCUCCUGCCAAGAAGACCCCAGCCAAGGCUGACCCUGCCCUUCUCAACAACCACAGCAACCUGAAGCCGGCCCCCGUGGCCCCCAGCAGCCCCGAUGCAACCCCCGAGCCCAAGGGCCCUGGGGAUGGGGCCGAGGAGGACGAGGCCCCCAGCGGGGGUCCAGGGGGCCGAGGCCGCUGCCCAUUCGAGAACUUGACCCCUCUGCUGGUGGCUGGGGGGAUGGCUGUGGCAGCCGCAGCCCUGAUUCUUGGUGUGGCCUUCCUGACCCGGAAAAAAUGAUAGCUGGUGCCCAGUCGGGGGCACAGCCACUUCCUGUACAGACCUCGGGAAUUAGUGCAUGCCUGUUUCACACACAGCUAUCUAUACAUACGUACAUGCAUAAUAGGUAUACAUAUAUCCCCCACACACACGCAGAGGGAGAGAGACACGGACAGGGCCCCCGGCAGUGGAAACCAAGCCCCCUUGGCUGGCCCCCGGCGCUUCCCCCUCCUGCCUUCUGAGGCAGAAGGAGCCCAGGCUCCAGUUUACCCAGCAGCACGGGCAGAGCUCUGACCUCAGUGGGGGGCUCAGCCUGGGCCAGGGCCCCCGGGGCAGUGGAAGGAGUGGACUCUGAGUGUGGCCCACCUGCCCGCCUGCAGGCAGGUGUGUCCACAGCAGUCACACUCACGUGUGCCAGCCUGUCCCGAGAGUUCCCAGUGGUCCUGUGAGCUUCCUGGCUGCAGCGUCUUGACCAGUCCCCAGAGCAGGAGCCCCCAGGGAGGGCAGGGGUCCGGGUUGGGCUCUGACCUGGGCUCCCCCAUGGGGACAUUAAAGGGUGUGCCUCUUUCACUCUUGAUUUCUGCUCUUUGCUGGCAGGUGGGGGUCCAUCUGGGUGGCCUGAUACAGUGGGGCUGACCUGAGGCAAGCAGUCACAUUGGCGCAGCUUCCGUGCCACCUCCGCUCGUCGCCGGAGCCCUGGCUGGGUAGACAGAGAGUCCAAAGGCCAGUCUCGGUCCGGGGAGGGCCUCCUGCAGUUCACCUUCUGGCUAGUGACCCAGGGGAGCCCCUGAGGCUGGGCUACCACCCUUCCUGCCCUGAGCCCCCUCCCCAUCCUGCGGCAAUUGUCCUGGGGCAGCUGAGAGCCUGGCAGGGAGGCGGGACAUAUGGAGGACCUGCCCAGCAGCCAUGCCUGCCCAGCCCCCAAGACGACCCCACCUGCCUCACCCCGCGUCCUUUGAGUCUAACAAGCGUAUAAAUGCAAUAACAGGUAGAGUAGAACCGCUUGGUGGGUGACCGUCACCCAUGUCCACUGCCUCGAUGCACCUGCAGGGAGACUGUGCUGUGCCGUCCUUAGGGCAUCUGGUCCUAGGUUGGUCUGUGGUGCUGGCCGCGGGCAGGCUCUGGAGGGUGGUGGUGGACUCUGUGUGAGCCUGACGUGCCCUCGCCUGGCCAGCUGCCUACUGGAACCCUGGGCCUGAGUGGAGGCUGAGUCUGAAAUAAACGUUAUUGUCUAAGGCUGA
Messenger RNA from Equus caballus (horse), 2003 nucleotides. RefSeq names its product cell cycle exit and neuronal differentiation 1 (gene CEND1). The record is from RefSeq and is a predicted model, not a curated record. Gene Ontology annotation, biological process: cerebellar Purkinje cell differentiation; radial glia guided migration of cerebellar granule cell; cerebellum development. Lineage: Eukaryota; Metazoa; Chordata; Mammalia; Perissodactyla; Equidae.